Capsella rubella is the source of this 924-nucleotide messenger RNA. RefSeq lists its product as uncharacterized. Bases 1 to 924 code for a protein of 307 amino acids. The record is from RefSeq and is a predicted model, not a curated record. The transcript has 2 exons. Lineage: Eukaryota; Viridiplantae; Streptophyta; Magnoliopsida; Brassicales; Brassicaceae.
AUGGCUGCUAAAAGGUCGAGCCUAUUUGGGUCGGUUCUGAAGUGUUUCGGAUGGAAUAUGGGCCAAAAAAUGCGUCAGAACAAACGAUAUAUUGCUUCUAUUGGUAUUGAAUAUGAAAGAAUAAGGCGUAGGUGUUACCAGUGUCUCAGGCUGACUCACGACAAAGAACGGUGUCCUUUUAAUCCCUCAAACCGGCAAGACAUUGCUACGGGAGGUGGUAAAUCGAUAACGGUCAUUCCGGCGAGAUUAAUUCCCAAGAUUAGUAAAGAUGAUCCUCUUUAUGGUGUGUUAACCAAUGAAGAUGUGGGAAUUGAUUUUGCAACGGGAAAACCAAAAAUAGCAAAGGAAGUCCUUGAUGAAAUGCGACAAUACUUGUCAGUCGCAGAUCCGGAGUUAAAGAAAAUUCACAUUGCAAGGGUCCGGAAAUCUGUCUGGGAUUUAGAAGGAGACAUACAAGGGCAAAAGUCUUUGCUCAGGCUAGAGACGCCAACGGAGUUCACAGCGGAUGUGAAUAAAGGAAAGGGUCUGGUGUUUAAUUUUGAAGGAGUAGGCACGAGUUCAGAACAAGAAGGAAAUGGUAUUGUUGCGGCUGUGGAUCAAGGGAAGGCAAUGACGAUUAAUUCUCAGCCAAUGCAGUCGCGUUCUGCCACUUAUGCGACGGCUUCUCAACAUGAUUUGGGUUCUACGGGUUUCAGGGCUAGCUUUUCAGCUGGUUCAUCCGGGACUAGGCCAAAUAAACCGAAGCAAAGGAGACGUCCAAGUCAGUGGAAACGUAAGGCUCAAGCUUUGAAAGCAAAGGCUGCAAAUACACAAGCUGUGGUUCGGGUUGGUGAAGAAAGUGUUUCUUCGAAGCGUAAAGCUGUUCAGGAGGGGGUUUGGUCGGCUAAAGUUGCAAAACACACGGAACCACCGAAGCAAAGAUGA